AUGUUGUCCAAGUUAGUCCUCGCUCUGGCUGCUGCCCAGAGUGCAACCGCCCACUUUGGACUUACAUACCCUGCAUGGAGGGCCGAUACGCUCGCCGAGGCCAAUGAAGCCAAGUACAGCCAAUGGACAUAUCCAUGCGCCGGCGUGCCCUACAAGUCCGGCAACGUGACAGACUGGCCCAUCGGCGGCGGCUCUCUGGUCGUGGACCUCCACCACCCGUGGACAUAUGUCUUUGUGAACCUGGGCCUGGGCGAAAACGCAACCAACUUCAACAUCUCGCUCACGCCGCAGUUCUGGAACGCCACCGGCAAGGGAACCCUGUGCGUCGAGAAGCUCCCUGUGCCGGUUGACGUGAAGGAAGGUACCCUGGCGUCUCUGCAGGUUGUGACGUCGGGGGCCAGCGGCUCCGCCUUGUACAACUGUGCAGAUAUUCGCUUCACCAAGGAUGCCAAGGCGUUGAGCAACUGCACUACCACAAAGGGUAUUACGGUGCAGAAUGUCACUCAGCAGCAGAGUGGCGGCAGUGGCGGCUCAAGCGGUAACUCUUCCACGAAUGGUACGUCUGACGGCAAGCCCAAGGAUAGUGCUGGUACGGCAAUGGGAGCCAACAUCAUAGCUUUGGUUACGGUUGUUGCACUGGCGUCUGGAUUUGUCAUGGGUCUGUGA
This is a messenger RNA of Pochonia chlamydosporia 170, 666 nucleotides long. RefSeq lists its product as hypothetical. NCBI's taxonomy places the organism in Eukaryota, Fungi, Ascomycota, Sordariomycetes, Hypocreales, Clavicipitaceae. Bases 1 to 666 code for a protein of 221 amino acids. The record is from RefSeq and is a predicted model, not a curated record. The transcript is spliced from 2 exons.